Molecule: messenger RNA, 1278 nt
Organism: Dictyostelium purpureum
Lineage: Eukaryota; Evosea; Eumycetozoa; Dictyosteliales; Dictyosteliaceae
Exons: 3
Coding region: 1-1278 (425 amino acids)
Source: RefSeq, a predicted model, not a curated record
AUGACAACAAGAAAAAUAACAACAUCAAUAUCAACUCCUUCAUUAUCCUCUUUUGAUAUUAAUUUUAAAAAUGAUAAAAAUAGCUUUAGUGAAAGUUCAUUAUUAAAACAUAGAAGCUCAUUAAAAAUGGAUACCUUUUCAGUUAAAUAUUAUACAGCAACUCAAAAAUCAAAUAAAAAUAAAUUAUAUGAGGUUAUAAACAAUAAAGACUCAAGAUCUGCAUUUUAUGAUUUUUUAGGAACACAAUUUUGUGUUGAAAAUUUAUUAUGUUGGGAAGCAAUUGAAAAAUUUAAAAAAAUGGAUGGAUCUCCUUCAGAAAUGUACACGACUGCUGAAGAAAUUUAUUCAUUAUUUAUAAGAGAUAAUUCAAGAUAUGAAAUUAAUAUAUAUAGCAAACAAAAAGAUCGAUUAAAAGAAACUUUAAAGCAUACAUUUAUAAUACCCGAGUUUUCAGAUGGAUCAUCAACAUCAUCAACAUCAUCAUCACCAUCACCAUCAACUGGCAAUAAUGAUGGUGGAAAUGCUUUAACACACUCAUUUUCAAAUUUAAGUUUAAAUAACUCACUCAACUCAUCUCAAUCAGCACCAACUUCACAAACAAAUACACCAAACUUUUCCAAUAAUCUAUACAAUAAUAUAGUACAAUCCUCAACUUUUAUAACAAACUCACCAAUUCAAACCGAUACAUUCCCAAAAAGAAAAAAGAAAUUAAGAUUUAGAAAACUUAUUUCUAAAACUUUAUUUUCUGAACCAAGCAAUAAUAAUAGUAGCAAUACAAAUAAUAGUAAUAGUAAAUAUAGUAAUAUUAAUAAUAUACCACCAACCUUAAAUCCAACCAACCAAUCUGAAAUAAUACACCCACCAUUAUCACCAAAUAUAACAACAUUUGAUGGCGAUUGCUUUAGUAGAACAAACAGUAGUAAUUGUGUUGUCGGCUCAUGCUCAGAUGAUUCAUUUGUCGUUAUUUUGGGAAACUCUUUCGGCAAUAGAAAAAGUGGUUCAGCAUAUUCCAGCUCUGACAGUAGUGAUGGCGAAUAUGAAGAAUUCGAUAGAAAUAAUAUUAAAUUUGGUAUUGCAAAGUGUCAAAAUCUUUUCAAUGAUAUUCAAGAUGAAUUGGAACAAAUGAUGAUAGAAAACUCUUUGGGCGAAUUUUUAAAAAAAGGUUGGUUACCUUUAAAAAAUAAAAAUAAUGACAAUAAUAAUGAUAAUAAUAAUAAUAAUAAUAAUAAUAAUAAUAAUCAAAUUUUAGAUAACGAUAAUUUACAUAUAGUGAGUUAA